AUGCAGGAGACUACGGAAAAGAUAACCGUAGGCUCUCUGGUAUGGGUGACAGACCCAUCAGUGGCUUGGAUUGAUGGAGAAGUGUUAAAAAUAGAAGGAACGGAAGCUGAGAUCCGAACUACUGAUGGGAAGAAAGUUGUCACGAAACUAUCAAAAAUACACCCCAAAGAGAUGGACUAUCCAGAUGGUGGAGUUGAUGACAUGACCAAGCUUUCUUAUUUGCAUGAGCCUGGAGUUUUACAUAACCUAUCUAUCAGAUAUCAACGAGAUAAAAUCUAUACUUAUACAGGCAAUAUUCUCAUCGCCGUUAACCCGUUUCAAAGUUUGCCUCACUUGUAUGAUGGUCACAUAAUGGAAAAAUACAAAGGAGCACAAUUUGGGGCUCUAAGUCCUCAUGUAUUUGCUAUUGCAGAACUUGCUUUCAGGGAAAUGGUUAAUGGAGGAAAAAGCAACUCAAUCUUAGUCAGUGGUGAAAGUGGUGCGGGUAAGACUGAGACUACUAAAAUGCUUAUGCGUUAUCUUGCAUAUGUUGGUGGUCACAAAGGCACGGAAGGACGAACCGUUGAACAACAAGUUCUUGAAUCAAAUCCAGUUCUGGAAGCAUUUGGGAAUGCAAAAACCGUUAGAAAUAACAAUUCCAGCCGUUUUGGAAAAUUUGUUGAGAUUCAGUUUGAUAAACAUGGAAGAAUAUCUGGAGCAGCCAUCAGAACAUACCUUCUAGAAAGAUCUCGUGUUUGCCAAAUUUCAGAUCCUGAACGGAACUAUCACUGCUUCUAUCUCCUUUGUGCAGCACCUGCAGAGGAAAUCAAAAAGUAUAAAUUGGGAGAUCCUAAGUCAUUUCACUAUCUUAAUCAAUCAAACUGCUAUGAGCUUGUUGGUGUAAACGAUGCCCAUGAUUAUCUUGCCACUCGGAGAGCCAUGGAUAUUGUUGGAAUAAGCAAAAAGGAACAGGAUGCAAUAUUCCGAGUUGUGGCUUCAAUUCUCCAUCUUGGUAAUCUUGAGUUCGCUAAAGGAGAAGAGAUUGAUUCAUCAGUUCUGAAGGACGAUAAAUCCAAGUUUCAUCUUCAGAUGACAGCAGAGCUGCUAAUGUGUGAUCCACAUGCUCUAGAAGAUGCACUAAUGAAGCGUUUGAUGGUUACUCCAGAAGAAGUUAUCAAGAGAAGCCUUGAUCCUGAGCGGGCAACCUUUAGCAGGGAUGGUUUGGCUAAGACCUUAUAUUCUCGCUUGUUUGAUUGGUUGGUAGAUAAAAUUAAUGUGUCAAUUGGGCAAGAUUCAAAGUCAACUUCUCUGAUUGGCGUCCUUGACAUAUAUGGUUUUGAGAGCUUUAAAACCAAUAGUUUUGAACAGUUUUGUAUUAAUUUCACUAAUGAAAAGCUGCAACAACACUUCAAUCAGCAUGUCUUCAGGAUGCAGCAAGAGACGUAUUCCAAAGAGGAAAUUGACUGGAGCUACAUAGAAUUUGUAGACAACAAGGACAUCCUAGAUCUUAUUGAAAAGAAGCCUGGGGGAAUCAUUGCUCUACUUGAUGAAGCCUGUAUGUUUCCCAAGUCAACUCCUGAAACAUUUUCACAGAAGCUUUAUCAGACAUUCAAAACACACCGGAGAUUUAUUAAACCAAAAUUAUCACAGUCGGAUUUUAUUAUUGCUCAUUAUGCCGGUGAGGUACACUAUCAGUCUGAUCAGUUCUUGGACAAAAACAAAGAUUAUCUUGUUCCCGAACACCAAGAUUUGUUGAGUACUUCCAAGUGCUCUUUUGUAGCAGGGCUUUUUCCUCCACUACGUGAGGAUGCAACCAAGUCAUCCAAGUUCUCAUCUAUUGGUUCUCGCUUCAAACUACAACUUCAGCAGUUGAUGGAAACUUUGAACUCCACAGAGCCCCAUUACAUUAGAUGUGUGAAACCAAAUAAUCUUCUAAAGCCUGCCAUAUUUGAGAAUGUCAACAUUAUCCAUCAGUUACGUUGUGGGGGAGUUCUAGAGGCAAUUCGUAUCAGCUGUGCUGGAUACCCUACCAAUAAGUGUUUCGCUGAUUUUGUUAGUCGAUUUGGUCUUUUAGUUCCAGAGGUUUUGAAAGCAAAUUACAACAGGAAGGAUGCAUGUAGGAAGAUACUGGACAAGGCGGGGAUCCGGGGGUAUCAGAUAGGGAAAACAAAAGUUUUUCUUCGAGCUGGUCACAUGGCUGCAUUAGAUGCACGGAGAGCGGAUAGAAUUAGCAAUGCAGUUAUUGUUAUUCAGAGAAUGACAAGAAGUUUUAUUAUUAGGAAGCGUUUUCUUGCUAUGGCGAAUCUUGCAGUUGCGUUGCAAACUUUAUGCAGAGGAAAGCUUGCUACUAAGAUGUAUGAAGAUAUGAGAAAGACAAUUGUCUCAACUAAAAUCCAGACUAAUUUUCGGCGGUAUACGUUGAGGACGUCCUACACCAGACUAAGGCAUGCAGUUGUACUCAUCCAAGCAGGUCUGAGAGCAAUGGCUGCUCGUUGUGAAUUCAGAUACAGGAGGCGGCACAAGGCAGCUACUAAAUUAGAAGCGAAAUGGCGUGGACAUAGAGACUAUAAACGCUAUAAGAAACUGACAAAGGCAACAGUUGCCACACAAUCUGGAUGGAGGGGGAGAGUCGCUAGGAGAGAGCUCCGGAGAUUAAAGACGGCUGCAAAGGAUACUGGUGCUCUCCAACUAGCAAAGGCGAAUCUUGAAAAGCAAGUACGAGAGCUCACACAACGUCUAGAGCUAGAAACACGGUUGAAGACUGAACUGGAAGAAGCUUUGCGUGCCAAGGAACAUGAGCUUGCAGCUAAAGCUUCUACCGGCGAAGUGGAAAAGAUUAACGGUUUAAUUGCAGAAGUAGAGAACUUGACGGCUUUGCUUGAAUCAGAGAGGAAACGUGCUGAUGAAUCUGAGAGGAAGUACGCUGAAGCCCAAGAAACAAUUAAAAUUAUGAAAUUGGAGGAAAAUGAAAGAAAGGCUCUUAUAGAAUCAGAGAGGCAACGGGCCGACGACUCUGAGAAAAAGUAUGCUGAAGCCCAGGCUCUUUUAAAAUCAGAGAGACUACAAGCUAUCAAAUCGGACAAUCACAUUGAAGCGUUUGAGAGGAUUGAAGAUACAAGUUUUGAAGGAACUGAAAGAAGGGCUGAAUCGAAUGACACAUUGCUUGUUAAAGAACGUGAGUCUGCAACAGAAGCAUCUGAUGCAACUUUGUCCAUUGUCAAAGAAGCCAUAACAUCUAUGAAGGACAUUGAUAACAUUGAUGGUUCAGCCGCAGAACAGGAGAACCAAAAGACUGGAUUAGAGGAUGGCUUUCUUGUCAAGGAACGUGAGUAUCCAACGGAAUUAGCUGAUGAAGCUUUGUCUGUUUUAGAUAACUCUUCAAUAUCCACGGAAGAUGGUGAAAAGAUUGGCAGUCUAACUCCAGAAGUGAAACAGCUGAAGACUGAAUUGGAAGAUGGAUUGCUUAAUAAGGAACACGAGUCUGCAGCUAGAGCAUCUGAUAUUGGAAGUUUAACCACAGAAGUGGAAAACCUCAAGGCUUUAUUAGAAUCAGAGAGACAACGAGCUGAUGAUUUGGAAAGGAAAUUUUCCGAAUCCUUGGAAAAAAUCGAAGUUAUACGUGUCAAGUUGGAAGAGGCAGAAAGAAGAGCACUUCAACUUCAGGAAGCAGAAAGAAGGACUGAAUUCAAUGAAGCAAUGCUUGUCAAGGAACAUGACUCUGCAAUGGAAGCAUCUGAUAAAGGUUCGUCUGUUGUUAACGAUGCAACACUUGAUGAGGGCAAUGCCAAGAUUGACGUUUUGACCGCGGAGGUAAAAAACCUUCAGGCUUUAGUAGAAUCAGAGAGACAACGAGCUGAUGAAUGUGAAAAGAAGUAUGAUGAAGCCCUGGAGUCGAUCAAAACAUUGCGUCUAAAGUUGGAAGAAACUGAAAGAAAGGCUGAAUUAGAUGAUGGAAUGCAUGUAAAUGAACGUGAAUAUCCAGCGGGAGCACCUGAUGAAGCAUUGUCUAGUCAGGAAAAAGCCACAGUUUCUGUCGCGGACACUGAAAAGAUUGAAAGUUUAACUGCAGAAGUGGAGAAUUUGAAGGUUUUACUAGAUUCAGAGAGACAAAGAGCCAAUGAAUGUGAAAAGAAGUACACUGAAGCCCUGGAAUCAGGCGAAAUUAAGCGACAAAAGUUGGAAGAAACUGAAAAAAGGGUGCAUCAACUUCAGGAUGACUUGAAUAGGAUGAUAUACAGCAUGUCAGACCAAUUUUCGGAGCUAAAAAGUAUUUUGUGUGCUUCUUCCAGUUCGAGUGUAACUUCAGGAUUUAUUAUUAGAGAUGCUUCUAGUGAUGGUACAUCUAGCUCCUCUGAUGUCACAUCCAUCGAUUCUGAUUUAACUUUCCCAGCUCCCACUACUACUCCAGAGACCGUCACACCUCUCACUCCUGCUGAUUUCCGGAUGAUACUUCAUGAUCUUUCUGUGCCUCAAAAACAACCAGGAUCUGAAAACUGGGAAAGUGAUCGGGAGGGGGCCUUUGAUGACUUCUUCUGAUGGAACUUGCUUUUUCCAAACUUUUACCCCAAUUUUCUUCUUCUUAGAUAGUUUGACGUGUGGAUUUUGGCAUUGACUAGUAGGUAUUUCUCUGACUUCCCAAAUAUAGAGUUGGCUUUAUAAGGUUAUAGUUUGGUUGUCACAUUUUACGUUAAUCAACUCAAGGCUGCUUCA
Molecule: messenger RNA, 4689 nt
Organism: Erigeron canadensis
Lineage: Eukaryota; Viridiplantae; Streptophyta; Magnoliopsida; Asterales; Asteraceae
Product: myosin-11
Exons: 36
Coding region: 1-4515 (1504 amino acids)
Biological process (GO): vesicle transport along actin filament; actin filament organization
Cellular component (GO): myosin complex; actin cytoskeleton; vesicle
Molecular function (GO): microfilament motor activity; actin filament binding; ATP binding
Source: RefSeq, a predicted model, not a curated record